Necator americanus (New World hookworm) is the source of this 606-nucleotide messenger RNA. RefSeq lists its product as uncharacterized. The transcript has a single exon. NCBI's taxonomy places the organism in Eukaryota, Metazoa, Nematoda, Chromadorea, Rhabditida, Ancylostomatidae. The record is from RefSeq and is a predicted model, not a curated record. Bases 1 to 606 code for a protein of 201 amino acids.
AUGAUGAACGACCUGACCCCCGAGCUGGGCAGGAGGAGACGAGCGGCUUGGGGAGCGUACAAGAGCAUCGAGGAUGUAGUGAAGAAGACCAGGAACACCCGGCUCCGUGCUCACCUCUUCAACACCACCGUACUUCCUGCUUUGACCUAUGCUUCGGAAACCUGGGCAUUUCGCAAGCAGGAAGAAAACGCAGUGAGCGUCAUUGAACGCGCAAUUGAGAGAGUGAUGCUAGGAGUAUCCCGUUCCACGCAAGUGAAGGACGGGAUUCGAAGUUCUCUCCUACGUCAGCGAUCGAAGAUAAGAGACGCCGCCGCGUUUGCCAAGGAAAGUAAAAUAAGGUGGGCCAGACACGUGAUGCGCUUUAAUGACAACCGUUGGACCAGAGCCGUGAGCAACUGGGUUCCCCGCGAUAUUAAGCGCACUACAGGAAGACCGCCGACCCAAUGGUCAGAUUUCUUCACGAAGUCCUUCAAAGAAAAAUAUGAUGCUCUUCGUGUCCCACGCGAAAGGAGGAACCACUGGGCUACUCUGGCACGCGAUCGGGACAAAUGGAAGAAUUACUGGCGCCCGCUCGACCAGUUCGAAGAUCAACGGGAGUCAAGGUGA